Messenger RNA from Alligator mississippiensis (American alligator), 851 nucleotides. RefSeq names its product COMM domain containing 5 (gene COMMD5). NCBI's taxonomy places the organism in Eukaryota, Metazoa, Chordata, Crocodylia, Alligatoridae. Bases 27 to 692 code for a protein of 221 amino acids. Gene Ontology annotation, cellular component: nucleus. The record is from RefSeq and is a predicted model, not a curated record. The transcript is spliced from 7 exons.
GACGUCCCCCCUCACCCCCCCCCAACAUGGCGGCAGCGGGCAAGACGGCGCCGCUCCCUUCCCGCUACGGCGGCCUUGGCGGCGGCUUCCUGGGGGCGAGGCUGCCCGCCGCCGUGGGGGCCAUGGCUCGCGGCCUCCGCCAGCUGGACCGGGACACCUUCCGCCGGCUGCUCGCAGUAACUGUAAGUGCAUUGGAAGGAAAUGAUUGCAAAGACUCUGUGCGGAUGAUUGCAGAAAAUGCCGAUUUGUCAGAAGAGCAGCUUGCUGUCCUCAUCUCGGGCAUGUACACGCUCCUCAGAGAAGCCUUGCGCCUUCCUCUACCAACUUUCAAACAAGAAGUUUUCAAGGAAGAUCUGAAGGAUCUCAGGAUACCAGAUGAUUUCAUCGCAGACUUUGCCAGCGUAGUCUUUGGUAACAGGCGUCCUGUUCUUGAAGCCACAACCCUGAAACAAGCAAAUAGUUUGCCAAGAGUCAAAGACUUCCAGUGGAGGGUGGAUGUGGCUAUAUCUACAAGCUCGCUGGCCCGUGCAUUGCAGCCAUCCAUCUUAAUGCUGCUGAAGCUUUCGGAUGGGGAAGCUCAUCGUUUUGAAGUGCCGGUUGCAAAGUUUCAAGAAUUACGGUAUAACAUUGCUCUAAUACUGAAAGAAAUGAAUGAUUUGGAGAAAAGAAGUGUUCUGAAAAUCCAGGACUGAACCUUUCAGCUAGUGAAUGAACAGAGCAAGUCUGAAACCCUUAAAGAGAAUUGUGAAUUGCAAAAUGAAGAACCAGCACCAUUUUGCAUGUCUGUAUUGUAACAUUAACAUUUCUAACGUUGCUGUAAAUAUUUUUCAAUUAAAGUGUUAAAAGCCUCA